This is a messenger RNA of Lethenteron reissneri (Far Eastern brook lamprey), 8511 nucleotides long. It is a transcript of the gene GPAT4, whose product is annotated as glycerol-3-phosphate acyltransferase 4. NCBI's taxonomy places the organism in Eukaryota, Metazoa, Chordata, Hyperoartia, Petromyzontiformes, Petromyzontidae. Gene Ontology annotation, cellular component: endoplasmic reticulum. Gene Ontology annotation, biological process: triglyceride biosynthetic process. The record is from RefSeq and is a predicted model, not a curated record. Gene Ontology annotation, molecular function: glycerol-3-phosphate O-acyltransferase activity.
UCGGGGCGACGGGGAGCGGCGCUCGCGCGGGCCUCGCGCGCUUCUUCAGUCGUCACCGUCACCACCAGCAGCAGCAGCGGCAGCAGCACGAAGCUGCCACAAGCAACUAGACGUGGUGGGUGGUGGUGGUGGUGCUGGUGGUUGUGGUGGUUGUGUUGUUGUUGUUGUUGUUCUAAGUCAGGGCGGCCGAGCAGUCUUGUGACGAGGUGGACGGCGGGGGGGAGGGUCUUCUCGUAUUGGGGUUCGUCACCCAUCGCCGCCACCAUCAGGUCGCCUCGUGAGUUGAAGGAGGCGGCGGAGGAGCCUCAUCUCUCCAUCGUCGUUGCCUGCCCCGUGGUUCGUUGCCGUGGCGUUUGGAGGCCGAGCGUCCUAGCGUCCCACGAGGUGAGGGAGGUGGACAGACAACCGAGCGAGCUGCCACCAUGGGAUCGGACUUGGGCUGUGGGUGGUUGUUGGGCUGGGAGACCCUGGGGCUGCAGGGUGCUCUGGUGGCAGCGCUGGGGCUGUCUCUGAGCGUAUGGCUCACCAUCCUGCUCGUCUUCAUCAUUGUGCCCGCCACCUUCGGCAUCUCCUUCGGCAUCCGGACGAUCUACAUGCGCAGCCUGCUCAAGAUAUUCGAGUGGGCCACCUUGAGGAUAGAGCGUGGCAUCAAGGAAUCGAAGCACAAGGCGUACAAUACCAACUCCAAUGGAAUCCUCGUCAAGGUGGAGGAGAGCAGCCUGGAGGAGGAGAUCGCCAAGGGGCGGCUGGCGGUGGGCGGGGAACCGGCGCCCGAGUUCGGCCUCGCCGACACGUUCUACUUCUGCCGCAAGGGCCUGGAGGCCAUCGUUGAGGACGACGUGACCAAGCGCUUCACGGCCGAGGAGAUCGAGUCGUGGAACCUGCUCACUCGCACCAACAACUACUUCCAGUACAUUAGCGUGCGUCUCACCGUCCUGUGGGGCCUCGGCGUCGCCGUGAGAUACGGCUUCUUGCUGCCACUACGGGUGACUUUGGCAUUUAUCGGCAUUGGCUGGCUGGUGGUCAGCACUACGGUUCUCGGCUAUUUCCCCGAGGGCAAGAUGAAGGAGUGGCUGAGCGAUCAAGUUCAUCUCAUGAGCAUGAGGAUCUGUGCCCGCGCCCUCACUGCAAUCAUCUCCUACCACAAUCGGGAGAACAUGCCAAAGAAAGGUGGAAUCUGUGUUGCCAACCACACAUCACCGAUCGACGUCAUUAUCUUGGCCAAUGACCGUUGUUACGCCAUGGUGGGGCAGAAACACGGUGGCCUCAUGGGGGUCAUACAGAGGGCCAUCGUGAAGGCCUGCCCCCAUGUCUUUUUUGAGCGUUCUGAGAUCAAGGACCGGAAUCUGGUCACAAAAAGGCUAAGUGAACAUGUGGCCAACAAGAAUAAGCUUCCAAUACUCAUCUUUCCUGAAGGAACCUGCAUCAACAACACAUCGGUCAUGAUGUUCAAGAAGGGAAGCUUUGAAAUCCAAGGGACAAUCUACCCUGUGGCCAUCAAGUACGACCCGCAGUUUGGAGAUGCCUUCUGGAACAGCAGCAAGUACGGCAUGGUGAACUACCUUCUGAGGAUGAUGAGCAGCUGGGCCAUAGUGUGCAACGUCUGGUACCUUCCCCCCAUGACGCGCAGGGAGGAUGAGGACGCGGUGCAGUUUGCCAAUCGCGUUAAAGCCGAGAUUGCCAGCCAGGGUGGCCUCGUCGACUUGCUGUGGGACGGUGGCCUCAAGAGGGGCAAAGUCAAAAACACAUUCAAGGAAGAGCAGCAGAAGCAGUACAGCAAGACCAUCUGUGGGGAGCCCGGCGAGCAGGGCACCUCAUGACACCGGUGCCACGCGUACCCUCCACACACCAGCACUCUUCCUGCACUGGCCGUGUCCACCUCCAUCACAUCGGCACCGCCCUCACUCCAGUACACACCGCACGAGGCCCCCCCCACUGAUCUCCCACCAGCACUUGCAUUCUAUGUUACACCUCUGUCUCUGUUAUCCCUCGAUGCUACAACUACAGCUGUGCUGCUCACAGUCGGCGAUACAGGCUGCCUUUACCCUGUUCGCGGUAGAUGUGCGUCACUACUUUAAUAGCACUCCAAGUAUAACAGAAUAGCCUUGGCUUUCAAAAUGCUUCACCUGCAUUCUGUAGCUGGCACUCCACACCAGUACUGCACACGCUGCACACACUGCACUGGUACGCGCGCACACAUACACACGCACAUGCUACCACGUGUGAGUGGCAUAGCCUGCACUGUGGUCUGCCCUACCUUAACCUUGCGUUGCCUGUACAACAUCGGGUCCCUCUGCGCUGGGUGUGGUCACUGGCCUUGAAGAGUCGUAACACUACAUGUUUUCAGUUGUGUAAAUUAUGUGCGGUGCAACAACACUAGGUGAUUAUAAGUUCUUAAAGUGCAACUGCGUUUUUUUUAUAUUAAUAUUUGUCCGGUCACGAGUUUGUGCGUGUGUUUGUUUGGUGGAAAAAUUAAUCGAUUCAUGAUCAUUGUGGGGAUAUCUUGGUGAGGCACACAUGCAGACCUACACCUGCGAACGUACAAGUACACAUGUGCACAAAAUAAGGCGGGUGCCCUGAAGAGAUCACAGUUGCUCACUUGUUACAAACCUGGCAACCUUAUAAAAGAAAACGAUUAAUUUGAAGGUAACAAAUACUGUAUGGAUGUGUGAACUUCUUUCGUACGUAGCCAACCGUACUUCGCGGAGGCGCAGAAUUACUGGAUAGAUAUACAUACGCACAGUCGCUUAGAACCUGUCGUAGCCAUAUUUUAACUAUUUUGUACCUUUUUGAUUCUAAAAUGGUCCCCAACAGUCGAGAAACUAUGAUGUAUAGUUUUCCCAUAAUGGUGAGGAUUGAAACAAAAAUAUUACGGACCAAGAUAAAGUUGAAGCUUUUGAUUUGUUUACAAAUCGCACCCAUAGCUUGCGUUCACGCAGUUGUGGAUAUAGCUUCAAAUCGAUCAGCACUCGUUCAUGGGUGCAUUUUGGUUCACACGCGACGAUAAUCGUACCCAUCUUGAGUAUCCACAAGUGCGUGCUUGCCAUCUCCACACACAUGCACAAAAAAGAUGACAUGUAUAUAUACACUCGUAACGCUAGUUCACAAAUGACAUGAAAUCCUACCCAUGGAUACAUACGAUCAGAUGUUUGUGGCAAAAAAGACGUCUGAAUCCUAAGCGUUAGCAGUGCAAAUGUUUACAGGAAGACAGCCCGCUAAUCCGCACAUCCGUGAAAGCGUUACAAGCCCACCUGCAGGCUUGCUAUUGAAAUGCAUUAACUGGUGUUAGUCUUUGGCCCUCCCAACCACUUCGUGGUCUUCUCGAGGGCUUAUAGCUUUGGGAAGUAAUUGAACGGAAAGAUGGGGGGGAAGGUAUGGAAGUCCACGUCAAUUUUCGACUUUAAUGUUUCCAGUGGGAACAUUGUGGAGAUGUUGUUUCGCUCGUAUUUUUUUUAAGGGCCAUGACUCGCGGUGUGAUUUAAAUUGAAUGGAUUCUGGGGUCAGAGCUGGUGGUGGCAUCCAUCUCAAGUGCAUUGGGUUCACACCGACAAAGACAAUAACUUGAAGAGUAAUGCAAAGGUCUGAGAUGUCAAACAAAUGAGCAUUCCAUGGCAGGCCAUAACGCAUGUAGUGAUUUGAUUGCAGAGUUCUAUGGAAGCUUGUGAAAGUUGUGACGUCGGUGAGUAAAUCAUAUGUCAAUCUUGACCAAUAGCCAGCCAGCUCGUGCAACUCUCUUCGUCACAUUCAGUAGAUGACUACUGCACAUUUCGGUACAUGAGUACAGGGUUCCCUUAUGAGCUUUUUAAAAUGUGUGGUUUCCACUUUGAUGGUUCGAGUUGUACACCCGUGACUGAGUUAUCGACGGUGAAUAACCUCCCCUACUUCUUUGCCUUGCUUCAAAUGGUGUUUUUUUUGCUCCUGCUAACAAAUAUUGAGCUUUCACAAAGCAAUGUUUAGAGAGUGAAAACAGAGCCCAGAGAAAGACCGAGUAUGCGAAGGGCGGCAUCAGCUUAGACCGAGAUCUUUCAUACUUGCCAUGCGUUGUGUUGCACAUAGCGUGCAAUCUGAAAACAAAAUUGCAUGGGAAACAACCCAGAAUGCAUUCACGCUCGUCACAACAAUUGCUGCUGUGUACAACUACAGCCAUCAAGAAGAAGGAGUCUCGAGGAGUGGAAAUCCGUAACAUUAUUUUGUUUGUUGCUUUCAAUCAGUCAUCUUGUCUCGCUGGCACUGGUGUACUGGCCAGGCCGGGUAUUCCACGCAGUCCACUAUAUAUUUUAUUUGUCACAACAACCUAAUGCUACCAGUAGCGGGGUGACCUUGUACUUUGUGACGUCUAUGUUUUGAUUAACCUCAAUAACCACACCUGUUUUGCAUAUACAUAUAUAUGCAUAGCAGAUUGCAGUGGGUAUCUCAACUGAACUAUUGGCAUGGUAUAGACAUAGUUCAUUCAACCAUCGUGUAUGGAGUGUGUGCCCUGCCUGGGGGAGAGCGAGCAACUAUCCGUGUUGGCUGUUUUUUUGUAGGUCUGUGGUGAAGACUAUUAAGGGUGGAGCGAUUCAAUGAAUUGUCGCAAUUCAACAAUCAAUUACUUUCACAUUGCGUUGAAUAGUAGCACCCGUACUGGCUGCAGCAGUGACGGGAUCCCAUUGCAUACAGCAUAUAUGAAUCAAAUGUUCCUUCUUGCGCACAUGAUUUGGUGUUCGUAUCGUAGGUUUAAUAAUUGAUAUUCUAUGAAUCGAUGCAUCUCUAAUGUCUCGUAUGUAUGUUGACCUUUCGCACCGUACGUAGAUAACCGUGCUAAUCGGAGUUGCACACUGGCUGAUUCUUGUUCGCCGUUCUCUCUCUGCCCUCUUCUGACCAAAUGGACUUCACGUGCAUCUGAGCCUGCCUGGAUAGAGGCUGACAAAUCUUCCUCCCCAUUUUCUAAAUAAUAAUAUAAUGCCUGAGAAGGCAAGUGAUUCUGCCCAAGUCGGAUGAUGGCAUACGUGCUGUUAAGAGUAUACUCUGAUGUCAGGAUUGCUUGCUCUAAAGCGGUCAAAGCUAUGUAAUAUAUUGUGAAUGAUGUGGAGUUGAAUUUCGAUUUAAAGCUUUUGUGACUGCAGGGAUUCAUCUUGGUUCUUUCGGUAAAGUCACUGAAAAGGGAAAUAAAAUAAUAAAAAUAAAACAUAAAAAAAUAAUUCUCACGACGUUUCGGCCACAACGCAAGCAGCCGUCCUCAGGUGAAGAACAGGUAUGUCGGAAAGACAGUGUCGUGAGAAUUAUUUUAUUAUGUUUUAUUUUUAUUAUUUUAUUAUUUCCCUUCUACGUGACUUUACCGAAAGAACCAAGAAGAUGUUGAGUUGCUAAGAAACCACGAGGCAAUUUUCUGAUUAAGUGUUUUUUUUAUCACGAUAAAAAUUUUUCAUGGGUCUGUUUUUUCAACCAUAUGUAACGGCACCAAAAUUUCAAACACGAAGGUUCUUAAGCUGUCGGGAUCACAGCCAAUGUCAGUUGAAAUGGAAUGCAGCACGCCAAGCUCAGUAUUUUACUUAGGCGAGGCACCUGGCGUAGAGAUUUAGGCAAAUUGAUGUCCUUCAACAUUGUCACUGGACCGCGUGGUAAACUCAAAAUCACAUCGACCCUUGUCCGGUUCAAGGUUUGCAAUUCAAGUCAACUUAACAGCAGCGAGGAUGUGAAAGGGUAAGACGUUAGAUCGGCGAGUUUAAACACACGAUAAUCCGAUUGGAUACGAUCCUAUGUUGUCUGUGUGGUGCUUUAUAGAAUUGUUCAAGAGAAUGUUAUUUUUAGAUUAUUAUUUUUACAACGACCUAGGGGUUUUUGUGGCAUUGUAUGCACUUUAUGUUACCUAUGAUGCGGUCAACAUUCAAGGUCAUAUUGGAUUUUUUUUUUUGGGCUUCGUUAAGUGAAGUGAUGAGUGAAUUUGUCCAAAAAGAGUUUGAAUAUUAAAUACUUCCAAGUGGGAAUGGGUGGUAUGUGUAAAAUGUUCAUGAUAUGGAAUAGUCAUUUGAAUUACCUGUUCUGGUCCAGGUGAUUUUUUUGUUUUUUUAAUUAAGGAAAUUCCUUCAACCUCCGUCAUGUCAUUUGUUUUCUCCAAGAUUGUGUAAAAAAAGUCUUACUUCGUGAUUUCAGUGCUUGUGUUUAUACCAUCCCUUCCUGUUUGUGUCCCACAAUGCGCAUUUUUAGUUAGUCAUAUCAUUUUGAAGCACCCAGUUUGUGGUUAAUCCUGUUGUGCUUAAUGUAUAUCAGACGUGUCAAACGAUAAUGCCUUAGACGUUACCCUGAACUCUUUGCUAAAUCAGGUUUUCUCAAACUAUAGUCAAAAUGUACGUCAAGCGAUGUCAAAGUUGAGCUCUCUUUUUCGACUAUCAAAUACCCGGGUCACGAUCACACGACUACAAGCUAGGGUCAAACACCGCUAUCUUGAUGGGUAACAGCUAUUAACACUGCCUUCCUGUUUAGACUGCCCCCCCCCCACGCCUGCUCAGCUGAGCGAGGAAAACGAUCCCAAGGUUGAGCUGUACUCAGUCGUGUAUUGGGUACAAGCCAGUGCAGGGCUCAUCCGGCUCUCUGCAUUCAGUUAUUUUUGGUUUUCAUAGACAACUUCAGAAAUGAAUGAAGCUGAAAUCUUAAUCUGGUUGCCUUGCUGGCAGUGAUAUAUGAGGAGCCGUUAUAAGAGGAGGUUAUCAUCGUGCAUUGUUAAAGCUGCUCUUCUCGAUUAAGCAUCUGCUGACGGUUCUGAAUUUUUAUUUUUGCAACUUUGAUGCUCGUGAUUGUGAAAAUGUUGAAUUGUAAUGACUCCCUGAUCCAUUUUUACACCCUCAAAUUGUAUCCGCUACCUCUCUGUGGCCAGAUCCAUGCGUGUAUACAUUCUGUAAUAUGCAAGUUGUCUUUUAGCACUGUCCCACCCUAAAAUGCACCAGGAGCUACGCUCACCGCUUUAGGGAAUUGUGAACGGGGCGAUGUACACCUACGCACACGACUAACACUCCAAAAUAAAGUCGCCAGCAAUUGCGCUCGCGAUGAUCCAGACAGCUCCAUUCCAAAUGCGAUACAUGUACGUUAUACACAUUUAUUUUUGCUUCUAAAUCAGCCAGCGUUUGCGUUGCAGGUUUCCAAAGCUGUAAAUUCAUUCGCGUGCACAUAGCAGACGCAUACUCUUCCGGGUAGAUGUCGUGGGUCCUCUAACUCAGCGGUCCCCAACCUUUUUGGCACCAGGGACCGGUUUCGUGGAAGACAUUUUUUUCACGGACCGGUGGGGGGGGGGUUCAUCAUUGGGUCUUUUACAUCUUUUCAAAGAAGCUCUCCAACGACGUUUGUUUGUUACUCAUUUUGGCUAGGGGUUAGCAGCUUGUGGGCUUACCAACACUGUGACUGAGACACAAGUGCACAGUGCUGGAAAGAGGCGCGGAUGGAAGUGGCAAAUAAUAAAACAAUGAGAGCGGGCUACGCGCGGACUCACCGCUCUCACCUCCUGCUGCUGUGCGGCCCGUUUCCUAACAGGCCACGGACCGAUACCGGUCCGUGGCCCGGGGGUUGGGGACCCCUGCUCUAACUCUCCAAGGUUUAGGGUGGGACAGGGCAUGAUGGCCGGGAGAUGGAGGAGAUGAAAGCUGCUAUUGCAGCUGUCCUCCGGGCACAUCGACAAACGUGACGUUCGCUCUUAGCACCGCGCCGCGCGUGUGUAAAAGUACCUGUGAUUCUGCGAUAUUUCAGUUUGUUUACUUGCAUUUCCAGUUCGGUGGAUUCCAAAUGUUGGUAUUCGCACACCUGUAAUUGACUUAAUGUUUCUCAUUUAUUUCAUUUUGGUGGGGAGGGUGGUGUUUUCCUGCCGAAUCUAAAACACAUUUUCAAAUGGGAGAUGAAAUUUCAAUCUAAAGCAAAAUAUAUACAGUAAAUGUGUAUAUACAUUAUUUUGGAUUCAUAGAAGUAGCCUACCUAGGCAUUUCUAAUGGCUGUCAAUUUUUUUCAAAAAAUAAAACAAACAGUGCAUGCAACCGUUUUUUUUUGCUGCGUUUUUAUGGGACUGAUUCAAUAAUAAUUAAGGCGCAAUGUGUUUAUCAUAUUACGUCUAAUUUUCAACAGAUGUUCAUAUCAAGGAGCCAUGGCCAUUGGCUCACAUCAAACAAAAUCUCGGAGAGGGGAAGGGGGGGGAAAUCACUUUAAUUUUUAUCGCGUGGUUGAACAUCCGCGCUGCUGUCUGACCCACGCAUGCGUUUUGGGAUGAAUAUCCCAGUCGUCAUCUAUCAAUGUGUUUCAAUAAAAAAAUGAUCGCGAAAUCAUCGAGGUACAUAUCGUGUUUCUUUCAGUACACGCCCAUAAUUGCAACGUUGACUUAAUCACAUUGCAUGAAAACUCACUCGUAACGGGCGAAUCUCCGUGCUAACCCGUGGCAUGAGGACGAGUGAUGUUAGCGUUAUUCAAUUACGUUACACUGCGAGCACGACACGGCUGGUGACGUUGAAUAUCAGAAAGGACUGCUCUCAUUUUUAUUUUUACGGACAGAAUAUU